AUGUCGCAGUCGCAGGGCAGCAUGAAUUUUGACCUUCCCUCAGAUCUCGUUUCCCAUAUCUCGUCCUUGGACAAAUUCAUUCAAAACACAAUUCUCCCAUUGCAGCAUGCUGGAGAUAAUAAUAGGUUUUUUGACUAUCGACGAGAACAUGCACGGACUGAUUGGGACAAUGAAGGAUUGCCACGGAGGGAAUGGGAGGACAUACUAGUCCAGGCACGCAAACUUGCCGAUCAAGCAGGUUUCUACCGUUUUCCUCUCCCCAAGGUAUACGGCGGAGCAGCAAACCCUAACACAAAUCUCUGGAUGAGCGCCAUUCGCUACCACCUAGCCUCACACCCGGUCUACGGCGGAGGCGUCUCGCUCGCCAACGAUCUGCAAAAUGAGCACAGCGUCGUUGGCAACUUCCCUGAUAUACUAAUGUUGCAUCACUUUGGUAACGAAGAACAACGCCACACCCUCAUCCCCGCCCGCCUUAGGGGAGAAUAUCGCGCCACCUUUGGAUUGACGGAGCCCAAACACGGCAGCGAUGCCACCUUCAUGGAGACAAUUGCCCUCCCAGAUCGCAGAGAAUACCCCGCUGGUUCGGGCCCCGCCAAUGCUGUCGACGGCUUCGUGAUCAACGGAGCUAAGAAAUGGCAAACGGGCGCUCACCACUGUACGCAUAUGAUAGUCUUCGCGCGUACGUCCGGCCAGCCGGGGUCAUCGCGAGGAAUCACAGCCUUUCUGGUCCCGCGCAAAACUCCCGGUAUCAACUUGAUCAGCUACGAAUGGACCUUCAACAUGCCAACGGACCAUGCCACGGUGGGGCUGGACGAUGUGUUCGUCCCCCGCUCCGCAAUUCUUGGCGAACUCGACAUGGGGCUUGCAAUUGCGCAGACUUUUGUGCAUGAGAAUCGGAUCCGGCAGGCGGCAUCUUCGUGUGGCGCUGCACGCUUCUGUCUUGACAAAUCGAUUGAGUAUGCGAAGGAGAGGGAGGUGUGGGGCAAGGGCAAGACGCUUGCUGAUAACCAGGCAAUUCAGUUUCAAGUCGUAGAAUUGAUGACGCAGGUGGAGAUGUUGAGGCUUCUGAUAUUGCGGACAAGUUGCGAGAUGGACAAGAUUACAGCGGAGUGUGGAGGACAUGGGGACGCCCCUGUAACUGGGCCUAAGAAGCCAUGGGUGGAAAUUGAGAAGAGGUUAAGCGAUCAGGUGGCUAUGUGUAACUUUUGGGCCAAUAGGUUGUGCUGCCAGGCUGCGGAUAGAGCUAUUCAAAUUCAUGGCGGCAACGGGUAUUCCCGUCACAAGCCAUUCGAACACAUCUACCGCCACUUCCGUCGGUAUCGCAUCACGGAGGGCUCCGAGGAAAUUCAAAUGCGCAAGAUUGCGGCGUACAUCUUUGGAUUUGCGGGUCCGAGGAAAAUCGAAGAAGCUAAGAAGCGGGAGACGAAAGCUAAGGAGGAGGAAGAGGCGAAGAAGGCAAAACUGUAA
This is a messenger RNA of Paracoccidioides brasiliensis Pb18, 1467 nucleotides long. RefSeq lists its product as uncharacterized. Gene Ontology annotation, molecular function: flavin adenine dinucleotide binding. The record is from RefSeq and is a predicted model, not a curated record. Gene Ontology annotation, biological process: fatty acid beta-oxidation using acyl-CoA dehydrogenase; butyrate catabolic process. Bases 1 to 1467 code for a protein of 488 amino acids. The transcript is spliced from 3 exons.